Rhopalosiphum padi (bird cherry-oat aphid) is the source of this 1427-nucleotide messenger RNA. RefSeq names its product platelet-activating factor acetylhydrolase-like. The record is from RefSeq and is a predicted model, not a curated record. Gene Ontology annotation, molecular function: 1-alkyl-2-acetylglycerophosphocholine esterase activity. Bases 109 to 1317 code for a protein of 402 amino acids. Lineage: Eukaryota; Metazoa; Arthropoda; Insecta; Hemiptera; Aphididae. The transcript is spliced from 9 exons.
AGUUCACCAAUUUCGUUAAUGUUAAGCUUCAUACGUGCAAGUACGUGCUGACCCUACUGCAGUGGUUAAAAUAUUCGGUAUUUUUUAAGCUGUGCAAAUACGUUGGCGAUGAAUAAUGAACGAUCAAAAAAGCUUCACAUACCUUAUCCAACAGGUCCAUAUGCCACAGGAUGUAUGGAACUGAUGACAGAAUAUUCCGAAGAAGGAUGUUUUGCGAGGGUAUUUUACCCAACUAACAUUCCAUCUGAUCAAUUGGACAAAUACUCAGAUAAAUGGAUUCCGUGGGUUCCAAAUGAAAUUUAUAUGAAACAAUUUGCCAAUGCUCUUCAUGUACCUUAUUUCAUAUUCAAAUAUUUUCCACCAAUCCUUGGCCAAGCACCUUAUUACAUACCAACCAUUAGUGAUGCGCCAAUAUCGGACAAAGAAGAAUCGUAUCCCUUUGUCUUAUUUUCACAUGGUUACGCAGCCACAAGAUUCGUUUGCUCACAUUUUUGCAACACUUUAGCGUCAUACGGAUUUAUAGUCGCUGCCAUUGAACACAGAGACAAAUCAUCGCCUGUUACGUUUUAUUAUGAUUCUCCGAAAAGCGCUGAGCAGGACAAACCCACAUGGAUCCAUUAUCGACAUUUUCAUAAAACAUACAACUCUGAUACGUAUACCAUGACAAAUAACCAAAUGAAAUUUCGACAUAAAGAAUGCACCAAACUUCUGAAUACAUUUUUAGAUAUCAAUGCAGGCGUUUCUGUGAAGAACGUACUCAAGUCAUCGUUUGAUUUGAAUCAAUUCAAUAGAAAGAUCAAUGUCAACAAAAUAAUAUCAUCUGGAUUUUCAUUUGGUGGAGCAACUGCAAUAUAUAAUAUAAGUCAUGACAGUCGUUAUCGAGUAGCUAUAAUUCUCGAUGGUUGGAUAUUUCCGUUAAAAUCAGAGCCAUUUUUAAACAUUGAAGAACCAAUAUUAUUUGUCAACACUCAUACUUUCCAAAUACCAGCAAAUUUAAAUUUGAUUUGUCAGUAUUUACAUUCCAAAGGUAUUCGGAAACUAUACACUUUGAAGAAAACUACUCACGAAAGUCUCACAGAUACAGCUUUCAUGCAUGGUUACUGGUUGGACUUGAAAAUGUUGAAGAAGUUAAAUGCUAAAACAGCAUUAAAUCUACAAAGUAGUCUAGUAGUACAAUUUUUACACAACACAAUUGGUUGCCCAACAAAUUCUGAAAAUACUCAAAUAUUUAUAGAAGAACAUUCUGACAACUUAGUAGAAGACAUUAUUAGUUACACAAAAAGGGUUAAAAGAAAAUUAACUGUUUUUCCUUGGUGAACAUUUUAAAAUUUAUAGAAGAAAAAUAACAAUUAACUGUUUUUUUUUUUUUAAUAACAUAAUAUCAUUAUCAUUAUCAGAAACAUAAUUUCUAAAAUAUGAUGAGUAAU